CUCGGCGGCACAGCCCGCAAUUCAAUUGCCCGACAGCGGACAGUCAGUCGGUCAGGAUCUCUGAUCCUUACUCGCUUCCAGGUUGCGAUGCAGCCACUUUGCUUCUUCCGUCUGAUCGGAACAGGGUGACAGUGCGAUUCAUGCACGACCGUCGUUCGAUUCGCCGUUGUAAUCAGGCACUUGCGAGCCUACUUUAGUGUGGGUGCCGGUCUGUGUGAUGUGUAACGUUUUGCGAAACGUUGGGGGGCAGGCUCGUAUUGGCACGGCAAAGAUAAGCACAAUUAGAGAAAAGAUGAAUGGUUCAAACAGUCUGGGGAAAAAGGACGAUCUGGCUGGGGAGGUGGGCGCUGAAGCUUCUUUGUAGAAAGUUGUCCGUCAAGGUGCAUGUGAAGCUGGACAAACGACCGAGUCCCGCCGAGGCAACUGUCAUGGUCAUCGGCCCAUGAUCGUGGUAAAACCGGUGGACCGUUUCCGUCAACAGCUCGCCGUUGGUGCACACACAUGACGGGGAAUUCGUCCACCUGGUUUCCACCGGUCUACGCAGUAUGUUCGACCCCUUCCUCUCCAAGACCUCUUAGCCAAGGUGCCCGUUCGAAUUACGUGAUAGAGAAGCCACAAGACGCCUUGAAACUUCCAUGCCAGGAUCGAAGCUCCAUCCAAGUUCUACCCUUGAUGGCUAGCAGCGGGUUGGCUUCCUUCCAACCAAGGCCUAGUGCCAUCUUUCAGGCUGCUAGCUGCUGCAAGGGGGAUCAUCUUUCCCGCCCCGCCCGCUUUCUCCAGCUAUCGGCUCUUGCGGGAGUUGUGGAGGAACUGGAGAAGAAUCAACAAGCACCGGUGCUUGUUGGAGACAAACAGGCGGUAAGAGCUCAAAAAGGGGUCAUCUUGGGCCGGGAUGGUGACAGCUCUCGGCCAGGCUCGCUCAUGGCGGUAUUUUUCAGACGUUGCAGAGCUUUCAUUGACAGACUGCCUGUCCCUCCUGCAGGGGCUGGUGUUUAUCCGACAAAUGAAGCAAAGUCUUUUUACCUCAUGUUAAUCCCUCUCGGGCAGACGACAUCUGUGUGAGUGGAGAAGAAAAAGCAGAAAAAAUACGGUCGAGACUUGGGAUUGAGGGUUGCACGACAGUAAAAGUCUUCGCCCCGUUGCGACAGAUAGGAAAACUGGCCGUUCUUCCGAGAUAAGACAUAUGCACCUCUCAUAGAUAGGAUCCAACGAUACGGAUUAAGUUGCGACUGGUUGGCGUUUUAUCAGUUGUAGUCCAGGCCGGCUCAGUCUACCUGGCACCAGGUAUAAGCACAUACGAUGAGACGUACCUUGAGUGGGGAAGAUAUUUUCUGCCGGGCGGACAAGAUUUCGUUCGCUCAACAUCCAUCGAGUCCGUUCCUGGCGCAGCCUUCUACUCUGUUCAAACCAUUCACUCGAUCCCUGCCUCCCAGUCAAUCCCGCCGAUCCUGAUUGUAUCCUUCAAACAGCCCACCAGAAGCCACAACUUAAUAUUCGAAAGCACCCAUCAUCAUCGUCAUCUUUUCAAAAUGGCAUCUCAGGAAAGGAGCAUGCCAUUCAUCAAAAACUUGGCUUCAAGUGACCGUAAAAUCCGAACAUCGGCGCUUGCCUCUCUUCAUACCUUCCUCUCGUCCCGCCAAAUCUCUUCCUCUCUCACCACCCUCGACAUCCUCAAACUCUGGAAGGGCCUCUUUUUCGCCUUGUGGAUGUGUGAUCGCGCGAUUCCUCAACAAACCCUCUGCGCCGAGCUGGCCAACCUUAUCAAUGUGCUUCCUCGCCAUGCUGUCGUCCCCUGGCUGCGCGGCUUCUGGGCGACCAUGGCGCGCGAGUGGACAAGCAUCGAUGUGCUGCGCAUGGAAAAGUUCUUGCUGCUGGUUAGGAGGGUCGUCGCCAGCGGGUUCGAAUGGAUGAAGCAGGGAGGUGAAGGCAAAAAGAAGAAGAGCGGGAAAGAGACUGCUUGGGAUAUGCAAAGGGUGGACAACAUUCUUGAUCUGUUGAAUGAAUGGCCCUUUUCCCUUGAAGACGAAGCGCGGGUGGAGCAAGGAACAGAAAAGGAAGAGUUGGUGCCCCAGACGAUACCCGUAGGGUUGAGGCUGCAUGUACUGGACAUAUGGGUGGAUGAGGCUGAGAAGGUCGGGCUGUUAGAAGCGGACGAUGUCGAGGCAAGCAAGAUCUUACAGCGCCUUAUCGAUCAAGUGGACGCUUUAGAGCAAGCCACAACGAGACCAGCUGUGCGCAUCCGAUCUAAAGAUUCUCUGGGGGAUGAGCGUCUCCCAGGCAACCGCAAGCCCGCGGUUGAAGAGGAUCAAACGACGACAGAUAGCGGGGAUGGAGGCGACUGGGAUGGUUUCGAGGACUAACUUCAUGGAAAUUUAAUUAUCUGAUGGAGCAUAGAACGCUUUAUGCCAAUUUGUUGAUUCUUCGUACUUCAAAUGCCGCAACGUAUGCUUGCAUCUCACGCCAGACCAUGUAUAGAAAAGAGUACUUUAUCCCCGA
This is a messenger RNA of Podospora pseudocomata, 2496 nucleotides long. RefSeq lists its product as uncharacterized. Gene Ontology annotation, biological process: rRNA processing. The coding region runs from base 1530 to 2360 and encodes 276 amino acids. Gene Ontology annotation, cellular component: preribosome, small subunit precursor; nucleus. Lineage: Eukaryota; Fungi; Ascomycota; Sordariomycetes; Sordariales; Podosporaceae. The record is from RefSeq and is a predicted model, not a curated record. The transcript is spliced from 3 exons.